This is a messenger RNA of Pyrenophora tritici-repentis Pt-1C-BFP, 1871 nucleotides long. RefSeq names its product delta(24(24(1)-sterol reductase)-reductase) sterol reductase. Lineage: Eukaryota; Fungi; Ascomycota; Dothideomycetes; Pleosporales; Pleosporaceae. Gene Ontology annotation, molecular function: Delta24(24-1) sterol reductase activity. The record is from RefSeq and is a predicted model, not a curated record. Gene Ontology annotation, biological process: ergosterol biosynthetic process. Gene Ontology annotation, cellular component: endoplasmic reticulum membrane.
AUGUCGCAGCGAGUUACGCGCUCGCAGCUGGGCAAGACGCCAUCUAAGCCCGAACGUCCAGGAUUUGUCGAGACCCCAGGUCGCAGGCGGUCGGUACGCAAAUCAAACAUCUCCAACCUCGACGGCGCAUGCGAAUCAACACCGGACCGCGAGGAAGUUGCUCCUUUUAAAGACGAGCCUAAGGAGGUCAAAUCUGAAGAGACGAGCAACGGCCAUGCGAAUGGAAAUGGCUACGCCAACGGCCACGCGAAUGGACAUGCGAACGAAGAGGCCAACAAAAAGGACGUCAUCGAGCUCGACUACAAGUUCGAGGCUGAAAAGUUCUUCGCGGAAAAGGACGCCUCAGGCCUGAAUGAGUUUGGAGGCGCCCUCGGCAUGGGCGCCAUGGUGAUAUGCUUUCCCGCCCUCAUGUACUACAUGUGGAUCGGAGCAACCUUCUACAACGGAAAGUUUCCCACACGCGUCGAGGGUCAGAGCUACGCCGACUUCUUCGGUCACAUAUGGUACCUGGUGAAAACGGAAGCGUACCCCAACAACAAGGCGUGGCAAAUCUACUGGUUCUUCGGACUCAUGCAGAUGGCUUUCUACAUGCUCAUGCCCGGUGUAUACCGCAAGGGCAAAGCACUUCCUCACCUCGGCGGCAGACAACUAGACUACUACUGCUCAGCCAUGUGGUCCUUUUACUCCAGCGUCAUCAUAAUGCUCACCCUGCAUUUCACAGACACAUUCAAACUCGACACGCUCAUCGACGAAUUCGGCCACAUCAUGAGCGUAGCCAUACUCUCGGGCUUCCUCUGCUCAAUCAUCGCAUACGUCUCGGCCCGCAUGCGCAACGCCUCCCUCCGCAUGACGGACAACCUCCUCGUCGACUUCUUCCUCGGCGCAGAGCUAAACCCCCGUCUCUUCGGCCUGCUCGACUUUAAAAUGUUCCUCGAAGUACGCAUCCCGUGGUUCAUCCUCUUCUUCCUCUCGCUCGGAACCUGUCUGAAGCAAUACGACCAAUACGGUUCCGUCUCGCUCGAGGCCAUCUUCCUCCUCUUCGCGCACUACCUUUACGCCAACGCGUGCGCAAAAGGCGAACACCUCAUCAUCACGACGUGGGAUAUGUACUACGAGAAACUAGGCUUCAUGCUGAUAUUCUGGAAUAUGGCCGGUGUCCCGCUGUCAUACUGCCAUUGCACGCUGUAUAUCGCCAACCACCACCCGUCUGAAUACGGUCUGCCGACUUGGUUCACCGCCGCGCUUACCCUCGCCUACGUGUACGCUUACUACAUCUGGGACACGACCAAUAGCCAGAAGAACCAGUUCAGGCAGGAGGAACGCGGCGUCGUUGAGGAACGCACUACGUUCCCUUACUUCAAGUACGGACGCAUCGAGAACCCAAAGACUAUUAGCACGAAACACGGCAACAAGAUUCUGGCAGAUGGAUGGUACGGUAAAGCACGCAAGAUCCAUUAUACGUGUGAUUUCUUCUUUGCGAUUAGCUGGGGCUUGAUUACCGGGUUUGAAAGCCCGUUUCCGUGGUUUUACUCGGUUUUCUUCGGUGGCAUGAUUGUGCAUCGUGCUUUGAGGGAUAUUGAAAAGUGUAGGGAGAAGUAUGGGGAGGCGUGGGUCGAGUAUGAGAAGCAGGUGCCUUAUCUUUUUAUUCCGGGUGUCUACUAAAUCGCAUGUGGGAUGGGAGUUAUGGUUGUUGAUGAAUCUAUUGUGUAGCUUUGGGGUCUUUACACGCGGGUGUUGUUUGAUCGGAACGAAUCGUUUGGUAGCCAUGCUUGUACCAUUUUGCACGUGUCGUAGACGCAUGUUUUGUUAAGUUAGAAACGGACCAUGUGGGGGUGAUAAUGGCAGUAGUAAAUGCAUCAUGUACAACGUCA